Tricharina praecox is the source of this 1196-nucleotide messenger RNA. RefSeq lists its product as uncharacterized. NCBI's taxonomy places the organism in Eukaryota, Fungi, Ascomycota, Pezizomycetes, Pezizales, Pyronemataceae. The transcript is spliced from 2 exons. Bases 267 to 935 code for a protein of 222 amino acids. The record is from RefSeq and is a predicted model, not a curated record.
CUCCACACGAACAGGCCAUGUCCUGUAACCCUAGCCCACCCAGAGUACCUUCUCCUCUCUUCCGGAGCGUACCGACUGGCCAGAGCUCCCUAUCCUAGGGCCUGGCGACACAAACGACGCUAGCCGCCGCAGGCCCGCAGGACCGCAGCCCCACCUCCAUACGGUCUGACAGCUCAGCUCCAUUCAGCUCCACCAUCUUCAGCGCUCCUCCCCGCCUCCCCCUCCCCACCCCCUCCCUCCCGCCAUCACCAACCACCACGACGACAAUGGGCCUCAUCAAAUUCCUCUUCAAGAGCGGCUUCUACAGCACGUGCGGUGCGGUCGGGGCGUUCGCAGUGCUGACACGGAAGUCGCAGUUCACGUCGCUGUCAGAGGCGGACGCAUUCAAGGCGGCACACCUGGGCACGUACAAUCCGCACGGCAACCCGAUGCUGCGCGAUCGCUGCGUGCGCCGUGUACGGUUCGAUAAGAUACGACCUGAGCUGCUGGAGCAGGAGGGAGCGCUAGUUACGGAAUUUUGUAAGGGGAUUUGGAGCGGGAAAGGCUACGAGAUCCAGAGGCGCGUGCUGGAGCGGAAGCACCAUGGCCCGGAAACGGCGGGGCAGCUGUGGGCGCCGGAGCAGCUGGCGGCGUCGGACUACUCUGUCGGCACGCAGAUCACGGACCACUUCGAGGUGAUCGAGAAGACGCCCGAGCGGAUCGUUACGAGGUGCGGUGGGUCGCCAAGGACCCGCGGGGUCAGGGCCAACGACGGCAUCUUCGAGAUGGGCGCGAAGGUUAUCCCCGAGGAGGGAUGUGUCGAGUUUGCCCUCGAGAGUGUCUUCUAUCAGGGUCUGGGAAAGACCGCAGAGACAAUUCCCACGUGGAUGGAGUUCUUGCAUCAGCAGUAUACCAAGGUGUGGAUGGAGACGGCGGUGUGGCAUUGUAUGCGGUAGGGAGUGGGAGUAAUCACCCACUUCACAGCGGGAUAGGGGCGAGGGGAGGGAGGGACAUAUGUAGGAAGAGGGAGCUUGCCUGGGCGGGAGCGUGUAGCACGCUUAGUGCCAAUCAUGUUGAAUCACUCGCAUUUCUCAUAUCUGUCGAUCACAAAAACAUUCGAAACGUCUCGAGCUGCCGAUAAAUCCGAGGAUGCAUACCGGAUUGCUUGAAAGUGCAUGUUGAGCGAGAUAGUUAACCCGUGCGCGUACCUUGUAGGU